Molecule: messenger RNA, 1153 nt
Organism: Eucalyptus grandis
Lineage: Eukaryota; Viridiplantae; Streptophyta; Magnoliopsida; Myrtales; Myrtaceae
Product: LIM domain-containing protein WLIM1
Exons: 5
Coding region: 245-793 (182 amino acids)
Biological process (GO): actin filament bundle assembly
Cellular component (GO): plasma membrane; actin cytoskeleton
Molecular function (GO): actin filament binding
Source: RefSeq, a predicted model, not a curated record
UAUCAAGAACGACAUCAUUUAUCUUUUUCUUUUUGCUUUUGUUGUGUCCGAAAGUCUAAAACAAACGAUGACCCGUGGCUUGUUUGUCGAUGCCACUGGUGUUCUUCUGAGUCUAGAUAGAUAGAGAAGGACUGGAAGUCACCAAGAAAAGGGUCUUAUCUGGUUUCUUGAUAGCCUUUUUGGUUUUGUAUUGAGAAUUCACUUCGUUCAGAGAGGAGAGAGCCUGUGAGAGUAGUGAUCGGAGAUGGCGACGGCCUUUGCAGGGACGCAGCAGAAGUGCAAGGCCUGUGACAAGACCGUGUAUCUAGUAGAUCAGCUCACUGCUGACAACAAGGUCUUCCACAAGGCCUGCUUCAGAUGCCACCAUUGCAAGGGCACUCUGAAGUUGAGUAACUAUUGCUCCUUUGAGGGUGUUCUAUAUUGCAAGCCACAUUUCAAUCAGCUCUUUAAGAUGACUGGGAGCUUGGAUAAAAGUUUUGAAGGCACUCCAAAAACUGUCAAUAGAUCUUCUGAGCAGGGCCAAAGUAAUGCCAAAGUCUCGAGUAUGUUUGCCGGAACUCAGGACAAGUGUGUUGCUUGCAAGAAGACUGUUUAUCCCAUCGAAAAGGUGGCUGUUGAUGGCACGUCAUAUCACAAAGCAUGCUUCAGGUGUACUCACGGCGGUUGCGUAAUCAGUCCAUCGAACUAUGUAGCCCACGAGCACCGUCUCUACUGCAGGCACCACCACAAUCAGCUAUUCAAGGAGAAAGGAAACUUCAGUCAGCUCGACAGCCAUGAAGAAACAACAGCCUAAAGAGUAUUUAGGGGCAGAGUAGUCAUACUUUGACAGUCCAGUCAAUGCAGUUAUCGGUCUCCUUUGACAAAAACCAUGGAUUAUCAGCAAGAUGCGGAUUCGGUUCUAAGGCAUAAAAAAAGUUAAGUGUUGAUUUUCUAUUUUAUGGAGACAACUAAGUUUGUUUUACAUUUUAAGCGUGCAAUCUGAAUGGCUAACCACUAGAGACUUGCUGCUCAGUUUCUCGAGUGAACAUGGUAAAACAAAUUUUCGUGUGAUUUUGUUCUUGUGGGUUUUACGUGGAAAUUGGAAAGAACGGAGACAUAUCCUUGUACUCAAGAUGGUUGUCUAUUUCUUGUUUCUAUUUUCCGAUCUUCUCCA